Molecule: messenger RNA, 1191 nt
Organism: Triticum aestivum (bread wheat)
Lineage: Eukaryota; Viridiplantae; Streptophyta; Magnoliopsida; Poales; Poaceae
Product: SOSS complex subunit B homolog
Exons: 1
Coding region: 482-913 (143 amino acids)
Biological process (GO): double-strand break repair via homologous recombination; response to ionizing radiation; mitotic G2/M transition checkpoint
Cellular component (GO): SOSS complex
Molecular function (GO): DNA binding
Source: RefSeq, a predicted model, not a curated record
AGAGUAUGGGGUGGAGGGUGAUGUGGUUCGUCUGACGGACCCAACAAGGUCGGACAAAAUGAGUAUCGAUCCUGCUGCAAUCAACAUGAUUGGAUCGCACCAAGCCAAACAUAUGCCGGAGCAGAGGCCCCGGUGGGGAGAAAUGGCGAAGAGCGAGGGUUAACUCAGGCGGCGGUAUAAAGGCAAGCCCAUGUCAUCACGAUAACGCAAAAGGGACAAGAUCGCCACACUUUUUUUCUUCUCUUUCUCAUGCGUUUGGUUCUAUUGCCUGGACGCUGGUCUAGAGAUUUAUCUCGGAUGACCACAAGGUGUUCGUUCAAUUGCCCGGUACAGGCUGAACGCUGCUUCGUCAUGAACACUGAGCAUGGACUAGAUGCAGCGAGGUCGUACUUUUGUGAUGCAAGUGUAGCUAGUUCAUGCGCACUUACUUUGGUUAUCAACAAAUCUGUUGCAGGCCGAAGUAGCCAUAGGUGGCGGGAGGAUGGAGGUGAAGCUCAAGGACCUCGUCCCGGCAGCGACUAACACAGUGAACACGACGUUCAUCGUGGUCGACAAGGCGCCCCGCCCGGCCCAGGCAAACGCGCACGGCAGGGAGGAGACAUGCCCAUCACUAGUGGCUGAUGAGACGGCGGCGGUGCAUUUCCUUCUGUGGGGCACCGAGUGCGAUGCCUUCGAGCCUGGGGACAUCGUGCGGCUCACGAAUGGCAUCUUCUCGUACCACAGGGGCAACAACCUGUUCUUGCGCGCCGGCAAGCGAGGACGAGUGGAGAAGGUGGGCGAGUUCACCAUGAUGUUCGUCGAGACGCCCAACAUGAGCGAGGUGAGGUGGGGGCCCGAUCCAGGCGACCCAAGGAAGAUGGUGCAGGAGGCUGUCGUGUCGCCCUACUCCCAAGUCUUCAAGCCGCUGCACUGAUGCCUAUCAUUUCAGGCUUCCAGCUCAUUGUUGCUCCAAGUCUCAUUAAAUCUUAUGCAAUACUAACCGUGGUAGUAAAUUAUGCAAUACUAACCACUUGCUGAGUUUUGUAUGCUUUCUCCUUAAAAUAUCACUGGGCCAUCGUUCUAAUGUCUUGAGAUGUUUCUCAUGUAAACAGAGCUCAUAGAAGAUUUAGCAAGCCAAAAGUAUAUCCCAAGCUGUGUUGAUGUGAACAACAGUGUAGCUUUUCCCCUGAAAUGUUCAAAAUACAACUGAAG